AUGCCCCUCAACGACAAUGAACGGGCGUUGCUGGGUCGGCCUUCGACAGCCAAUCUUGAACUGGAUUAUCAACGAGUGGACUUCGCCCCGAAAGAGAAGAGCAAGAUUGGUCGCUUCACUCUGGUCGCAUUGAUACUCAAUCGAACAAUCGGCUCCGGCAUCUUUCUCUCUCCACACAAAGUCCUCGCUGGCACUGGUUGUGUCGGCGGUGCCUUGUGUGCUUGGGUUCUCGGCGCCCUCAUAUCGGUAUGCGGUCUGUAUGUUUGGCUCGAAUGCGGCCUUUCGAUGCCACAACGUCGCGUCCGAGGAGAGGACAAGCCUCGCGGUGUCCCCAGGUCGGGCGGAGAGAAGAACUACCUGGAGUUCAUGUUUCCCAACAGCAAUCUUCGGCUUCCACACAUUCGAACCACAUGCUCAUUCUCGAUCAUGUUUAUAUUGAUGUACAAUCUCAGUGGCAACGCCAUCUCGUGCGCACUUCAAGUCCUGUCUGCUGCUGGCCACUACGAUAAGGCGUCGGAAGAGGUCCCUGAUCGUGGCGUCGUUAUUGCAGUAGCCAUCGCGCUGCUCACUUUCGUCGUCAUGCUCCAUGCCUUUUCGAGAAACAUGGGCAUCUGGAUCAACAACAUCUUCGCCACGGCGAAAGUAGCCCUCCUUCUCACCAUUGUCUGCCUCGGGAUUGCAAAGGCCGCCGGAAGAUUUGGAGGUCCUGGAGACGUAAUCCGCAACAAUUUCACCAAGGAUGUCUGGACCACGCAGCGAACAGAUGUCUCCUCGUGGUCGAAUGCGUUGAUGAUCUGCAUGUACGCGUUCUCAGGCUAUGAACAGCCGUUUUAUGUCCUCGCAGAAGUUCGCAGCCCUCGAAAGCACUUCCCGAAAUACACCGUGCUCGCGAUGCUGAUCACUGGCGUUCUGUUCCUUGCCGUCAAUAUCAGCUAUCUCCUGGUCGUAGAUAAGAGCGAAGUGCUACCGCAGACUCGAAACAGCCUACCUGGUAAUGUCGAUCUGGCGACACUCUUCUUCGACACUCUGUGGUCCGAGAACCACAAGUCGGCUACCAAAGCGAUCUCCGUCAUCAUGGCCAUUUCCAUAUUCGGCAACUUGUGGGUGAUGACUUUUACUGCUGCCCGUGUCAAGCAGGAGAUCGCCAAAGAGGGCAUCAUUCCCUUCUCCCUCUUCUUUGCAACCUCGUAUCGCACACCGUAUGGUCUAUGGCAGCAGUGGACGUCGAAACAGCCCAAGCUGGACGAUGAAAUCGAGCAAGCCCCCACCGCAGCAUUUGGACUCCACUGGCUCACGUCAAUCUUGCAGAUCGCUGUCACGGCAGCCAUCGUGGACCCACGCAAGACCUACUCGACUCUGGUCAACCUCUACUCGUACACCAUCAUCGUCGUCCUCAGCCUGUGGGUGUCGAUUGGUCUUGCAAUCACCAAGACCAAGAGAAAAGAGGCGUGGCGGGAAGGCCGUCGCUAUCAGCCGUGGUUGUCGCCGGUACAUGUCAUUGUACUGGGCAUCGCCAACGCGUUCAUGGUCGUCGCUGCGUUUGUGCCAGCGAGCUACGGAUCUCCCUUUCACAGUUCCGUAACGGGAAUCCCAUGGUACCUGGUGCCGGCAAUCGGCGUGACUUCGCCCUUUUGGGGUGUUAUCUGGUAUUGGGGGUUCCUGUUCUAUCAAAAGUAUAUCAAGAAGAGGGACUUGGUGGUGCAUCGAGAAGCAUACUGGGUUCCUGAUGCCGAAUGCGAAGGCGAGUAUGUCCAAUUAGCAGAGAUCAUCAGCAUCAACUGGCAGAUACCACAGCGAGGGGCAGUCUGGGAUGAUGAAGAGAGCUCAUUGCACGAGACUAGUAAUGGCAAGUGCGGAGGCCGUAGAGUAAGGAGGAUGUGUGUGACCUAG
This is a messenger RNA of Sphaerulina musiva SO2202, 1890 nucleotides long. Its product is annotated as amino acid transporter. The transcript is spliced from 2 exons. Gene Ontology annotation, molecular function: L-amino acid transmembrane transporter activity. Bases 1 to 1890 code for a protein of 629 amino acids. Gene Ontology annotation, biological process: amino acid transmembrane transport. Gene Ontology annotation, cellular component: membrane. The record is from RefSeq and is a predicted model, not a curated record. Lineage: Eukaryota; Fungi; Ascomycota; Dothideomycetes; Mycosphaerellales; Mycosphaerellaceae.